AUGAAUGAUAGAGAAACCACCAACACCCACCACGACUCGAACCGACAUUCGGAACAAGAAGCCAUUAUCGCAACAUCCAAAACAACAACAACAGUUUCGAGUCAUGACGAUGUAGCAGCUACUUUCUCACGUGAAAGCACCAACCAACUCAAGGAUGAUGGUGAUCCACAACAAUUAUCAUUAUUGAACAUUUCUGCCAUUGAACCACUCUCUGCUUUGAAUCGUUUUGAUGAUGAUGAUGAGGAGCUCCUACUAGAGGAAGCAUCCAAUAUUUUGAUUCUAGAAACUGCUACUACUACUACUACUCCUUCUACUACUGAAAAGGUUGAUAAUCACCUUCCCAGACAUCAUCAUCAUGAAGUGAUUGAUGAAAAUAACUGUAAUAUCAACAAUAUCAACAACAAUAACAACAUUGAAGAUUUAAAUCUCUCCGCAAUUGAACCAAUAGUAGAUCCCGAACAACAACCUCCUCAUCCUCUUCAACCUCCUCUCGAUACAAACAAUGACCUCAAUGCCUCAUUCCUCAACAAUGAAAGUAUUUGUGUGGUUGUGCAUUCCUCUCAUCCCUUUGAGAAUGUAACCCUUAAGAAACGUAGACAUACCAAACGAAGGGCAAAAGCUUUCAAUCAAGGUGUGGAUAUGUCCAUUCUCGAUGAAACAUUGGUCAUGAAAACCAUCAUGGAGACUUCGGCUACUACUCAUCAGGACAAGAUGAAUCCCAAAAUUGGUUUCUCCUCUUCUUUAUCCUCCUCGAAUAAUACUUGCAUGAAGAAUGAUCGUCCUGAACUCUUGAAAGAAGAUUUGGGAGAAACUUCACCGAUCAAGAAGAAGCCAAUCACGAGUGUGGAUACAACAUCUUCUUCAUUGCAUGAUCAUGUUGGACAUGGACGAAAAAGUUCUUUUGGACGAUCUUCUGCUUUGAUUGAGAAAGAUGCACCCAUCUUGGAGCGCCUCUAUGACUCGGAUGACGAUGAUCUUAAGGAAACUAUUGAGAAGUUGUCACCUGUUGUGGAGUCUUCUUCUUCUCCAACUUGGUCAUCUUCACCCUCGUCGUCACCAUCAUCGUCAGAUGCUGUCUAUUCGGAAAGCUCGAAUGAAAGUGUCUGCUAUCCAUCAUUUAGGAAUACAACUAGAACACGAGCUCCAUCCUCCUCCUCGAGAAGAAUUUACAAAUUACGACAUAAAGCAGAUUCUGAGGAAGUGUUUUCGAGCAGUAGUAGUAGUGGUCAAGAGUCAACCGACACUGACACUCAAAAGUCGUCAGACGACAAUGAAGAAGCAAUCAAGGGAUUUUUCUCAGAUUUUAGAUUCAUCAUUGCAGAAUUAAAUGAUGCGAAGGACAAUGUUCUCACGACCAUUAAGGAGAAUGGUGGAAAACUUGUCUCCAUGAGAGCCGAUAGACCAUGGUACACGACUGAAAGGUUGUCAAUUACCAAGUUUACCUCAUCCAAGUUUGUUCUCAUAACCGAUGAGUUACGAAUGAAACCAAGCUAUGUUGUGGCACUCUUGUUAGAUAUUCCAUUACUCAAGAAGGAAUGGCUUAUUGAGUGUGCCAAACAGCAUCAAGUCAUUGAAGACUCACACAGCAUUGCCAAGUAUAUGCAUAAACGAGGAACCUAUGUCGCAGUUGGCACUGGAGAAAAGGUUGAGGUUCCUCAGAACUUGAAUGAAUCAUUUACAAUCAAGCCUUUACAACAACGACUAUUCUAUGAUUUUGUUAUUAAGAUCAUUUCGAGUGAUUCAAAAUUUACUGAAACGUGGAAAAAGAUUUUUGAGGCAGGAGGAGCCAAAGUGGAGGAUGAAGUUUCAGGACUCAUUGGUUUGCAAAAGAAUUUUGUACUUGUGAAAGAGCAUCAAGAUGUCACACAGGCCAGACUCGAUUUCUGUAACCAUCACAAAAUUCCCAUCAUUGAUAAGGAUGGAGUUCUUCAAUUAAUAAUAUCUGGAAAGGUAGAUUCGAUUCAAAAGAUUAGAAUUAAACAAGCGACACAAAAGACCAAGUCAUCACUCAAUACGAACACAUCCUUCAUCAAUACUACUAAUAUCACGCAGUCAUUGGACGACUCGAUUAUGUUACCUUGCACGCCACAGUAUAAAAAGAAGAAGAAGAAAGUGGUCAAUGUUGCAGCGGAAAGAGCUGUCAAAUGGUUUUCGAACGUACAAGCCGAAAAUCCCUGUGAUGUUAGCAUUAUUGACAUUAGGACUCCUUCAAGUGCAACUACAAACGCAGAGUUCUUCAAGAAAAAGAAGGGACUUUUUGAGAAUGCUGCUGCUGAAGCACAGCCUCGAGCAACCAUCACACACAACACUUCAUUCAUUGCAAAGAAGCAACCAAAACUGGACAAGUUAGACACGUCAUUUUCUCGCUCAAGAUUAGACAUGAGCAUUCUUCUUGCAUCAGAGGAUGCUUCUCCACCAGAACCUGCCGCACCUUUGACCCCUGGUGAUUAUUUUCUGAAAGAAGAAAGCUUAAAGCUUCAAAAGACACGCUUUGUUCGUCUCUCGAAACUGGCUUGUUCCAAACGAAAGCAUGACGUCACAGAAGACAUCUCUAAAAAUCAGCCGUGGCAAAUGGAGACUUUUUUCAUUGGCGACUUGGUGGCUGUACGAUCUGAAAACAUUUUUGAAAACUCGACACUAAAGUUCAUGAGAAUUGAUAAACUUCACUAUAAGGACAACGUCACAGAUGGAAAAGAAAUGCAAGGAACUGAAUAUGUACUCGAGGAAAAGUCUUCAAAGAAGCUUAUUCCAACUUGUCACUCGAUCAAAUUCAGUUUGUCUGCGAUCUGCUACAAGUUAGCAGUUGCAAAUAGCGAAGAGUCAGAAUCAACAACAACCUCGACCGAAAACAAGAAGAGGAAAAAAUCUCAACGAAAAGAAUUCUUUUGUGACUAUGCAGUUAAGAACCAGAAGAUAAAGCAAGUCACCGAUCCCUAUAUGAAAGAGUUACACAUUCUACCUAACGAUCAAGAGCUUCUCAAUGAAUUGGAAUUGAAGAGAGAAAAGAGAUCUGUGAAAAACUCAAUUCGAUUCAAGAAUCCACAAUACAUUCGCUUCUCGACCUUUGAUUUCAACGGCUCUACAUUCGAAGAAGGAACAUUCUUGCGACUAUUCACUCGAAAUGCAUUCUUAUCUUCCUCAAAUCAACCACGACACAAUGGAACGGUGAUCCGUGUCAAGGAGAUUAGGGAAGGCAAUAUUGCGCAAUUUGUGAAUACUCUCAACACAGCCAUGAUUGAUGGUUGUCAGCCAUGUCCAAUCGUGAGACCAAGUAUUUCUUCGUCUCUUGUUGUUGAGGUAUUUAAGAGUGUUCCUGAAAGGGAAAAGCUUUACACAUUUACUCAUGAAGUUGAGGAGAUUUUGUUUAGCCAGAUUUUGACAUUGGAACCUCUUAUGGCCAUUCAGAAAGGUGUUUUCGAUCCAUCCUUUGAUGUCAAAGCAUUGAUGAACGAAAUUGAUGUCAUUCUUAUUGAUGAAUAA
Naegleria fowleri is the source of this 3480-nucleotide messenger RNA. RefSeq lists its product as uncharacterized. The transcript has a single exon. NCBI's taxonomy places the organism in Eukaryota, Heterolobosea, Eutetramitea, Acrasida, Naegleriidae. Bases 1 to 3480 code for a protein of 1159 amino acids. The record is from RefSeq and is a predicted model, not a curated record.